This is a messenger RNA of Gadus morhua (Atlantic cod), 1815 nucleotides long. RefSeq names its product histone-arginine methyltransferase CARM1. Gene Ontology annotation, molecular function: histone H3R2 methyltransferase activity. Gene Ontology annotation, biological process: peptidyl-arginine methylation, to asymmetrical-dimethyl arginine; chromatin remodeling. The coding region runs from base 11 to 1576 and encodes 521 amino acids. Lineage: Eukaryota; Metazoa; Chordata; Actinopteri; Gadiformes; Gadidae. The record is from RefSeq and is a predicted model, not a curated record. The transcript has 14 exons.
GGGAGAGAGCAUGGCAUCGAGGAGCAGAGAGGAGAUGACGGCCGCGGUGUUCCCGGUCAGGGUCUUCACCCUGGAGGAGGAGGAGGUGGAGGAGCAGACGGAGGUGGAGGAGCAGAGGGAGGAGCAGGAGGUGGAGGAGCAGCAGCGGAUGCAGGAGGCGCUGGGAGGCGCUCCUCAGGUGACGGUGCGCCGGCACCGACCCGGCGGGGACCUGACCCUGAUGCUCCGCAUCGCACUGGGGGGAGUGAACCUCAGGGUGCAGGACGGCGAUGGAGGAUCUGUGUUCGACAUCAGCUUCACCAGUGAAACCAGUAGCUGUCGGGUGGGAUCCCAGUCUCUGCUGGUCAAUCACGGUGGUCUCAGCAUUCUGCUACUGUGCAAAUCCCCCGCCGACGUGCAGAACAUCUGCCAGCUGCUGUUUAGAUCGGACAAUGGCCGCCAAGAUGGCCGCCAAGAACGGCCCCAAGAUGGCCGCCAAGAACGGCCCCAAGAUGGGCCCCAAGAAAGGCGACAAGAUGGCCCCCGCUCCAACACUGCUGACCGGAGAAUGGCAGAGUCCGUGGCCAUGAAGUAUUUUAUGUACCCCGGCUGUCUGUCCCAGCAGCAGAACCUGCUCCAGGACUACCAGCGGACCGCCACGUACCAGAGGGCCUUCCUGGACAACGAGGAGGACUUUAGGGACAAGGUGGUCCUGUGUGUGGGCGGGGGCUCCGGGAUUCUGUCUUUCUUCGCAGUCCAGGCCGGAGCUAAGAGGGUCUACGCUGUCGAGACCCCCCCCAUUGCCGAAUACCUGAAGGUCCUGCUCGGGGGUAACGGUCUCUCCGACCGUGUCACUGUGCUGGAGGGGGGGUUGGAGAAGGCGGAGCUCCCAGAGGAGGUGGACCUCAUCGUCUCUGAGCCAAUCGGAUACCUUCUGCUGCACGAGAGGAAGCUGGACAGCUUCCUGUUGGCCAGGAAGUGGCUGAAACCCAAAGGGCUGAUGUUCCCGUCCAGUGCGGAGAUCCACCUGGCCCCCUUCACCGACGACCAGCUCUACAUAGAGCAGCACUCACGCACCAGCUUCUGGCAGCAGAGGGGUUUCCAUGGUAUCAACCUGUGUGGGCUGCACACGGCUGCUCUCAACGAGGUCCUCAGACAGCCAAUAGUGGACACCUUCGACAUGGCCGCUCUGAUGGCGAGCUCGGCUAGACACCGUUUAGACUUCAUCAAGGACCGGGAGGAGAGUCUGCACCGGAUAGAGAUCCCCUUCGUGUUCCGGCUGCUCCAGUCCGGUCUGGUCCACGGCCUCGCCUUCUGGUUCGACGUGGCCUUCACAGGCUCCAGCUCUACGGUGUGGCUGUCCACUGCCCCCACUGAACCCCUGACCCAGUGGUACCAGGUGCGCUGCCUGCUGCAGACGCCGCUGUUCGCCAAGCUGGGCCAGACGCUGUCGGGCACCGUGCUGAUGACCACCAACCAGAGACACAGCUACGACAUCCACAUCACAGCGACCGUAGACCAGUCCGGGUUUAGAUCGGGGAACCUCCUGGACCUUAAAAACCCUUUCUUUAGAAUGCCGACCUGGCUCCACGGCUAGAAGGUCCAUAAUGGACCACCUCAGCAGAUCCCACCUUCUACAUCUAGAAUCCACCAAGACAAAAUGUACCCCUGUUCCAUACACAUUAUUAUGCUGUAUUAACACUUUGGUGGAAUAGCAUUAUUUUCAAAAUAAAGCACAACUAAGGAUUUUUAUCCGAUUUCAAUUAUUGUUCCCCUUAGCUGAUUGUACUUGACUCACAUGUUGCAGUUAAAAUAAAGAACAAUGAAUUAUUUUAU